AGCAUUAAAUGCUUGUGUUUUUACUCUUACCUUUCAUUGUGAGGGAAAGAGACUGGCAGAAAGCUUUAAGGAAACGGAGUGAUAGUUACCAUAUAUUCAACUUAAUGACAGUCUAUCGGUAGGAUUUUUACGUGGUGGACUUCAUCCACAUAUCAUUUGCUUCUAUCCAUUUUCUAUUUUCGUUCUUGUUUGAGCUCGUAAAAUCGGAGAGAAUGUAUUGGCAGUCAUCAAAUCAUUGUAGUGUGAGAAGGGUUCGUACUAAGUCGUCUUCCGCGUGUUGUUUUAGAGUCUCACCCCUGUAUUAUUCUUCAAAUAUUCUGAUGCUUUUUACGAUGAGAGUGCUGGUGGCGCUGGCGCUAUGUCUCUGUUUCAUCGCUCCGUCACCGGUUCUGUCUUUCACCAUGCCCGAGGAAAAAUUCGUCGAGAAUAAAAUGGCAGAUGUCGGAGAAGAGGGCACAGGGCAAAACAACAUUAACUCGAUAGCAAAAUCGUUGAUUCGAGAAGUAUUCGGGGCAGCGGAAGAGCGAGAAAUGGAGGCCGAAAACGAGGCUGAGGAUGAAGCCGAGCUGAGUCUAUCGAAACGUACGACUGGGUCCACUAGACCACAAAGAGAGAUACGAGCACGAGCACAGUACGCCGCAAGGCGACCCCCAGUUACAACCCGCUCUAAAUUCACUUUCGGCAAGAGGUCUUCACCCACGCCAGUGAUCUCAAGACCUUUGGCCGAACAAUUACUUGAAGAGCUUCAACGAAACGCAGAGAUGUCAGAUGAUUGGAGGGAAAGUGACAAGCUGGCGCUAUUAAACGAUGCCGCCCUCUAUGACAGCCUCGUCGAUAGUCACCAAGUGCAGAAGGACGCCUACUCGGCGUUUUCGUUCGGAAAACGAGGAAUGUCGGCGUUUUCAUUCGGCAAAAGAGCCCAGCCCAGUUUUGCGUUCGGAAAGCGAGGUCUGAUGCCGAGUUUUGCGUUCGGUAAGAGGCCACAUGGCGGUUCAGCAUUCGUAUUUGGACGUCGAGAUUGGGCGCCGAGGGAACAGGACUUUGCCAAUGCAGCCGAAGAGUCAGGUCCAUACAAGCGGGGAGAUCUAGCCUUUGCAUUUGGAAAACGAGAAGAUCAAUAAAAUGCAGUCCUUAAAAAAAAAACUCGAAUUCUAUCAGAAAAAAUUAAUAAAAUAGCGCCGAUGUUUGUACUGAAUGUGAUCAGCAUGCUUUCUUCUCAAUUCUUGCUUAGGAUCAAAAGAAUUCUCUCUUUGGUGAGAGGACUAUGAUAAUAAUGAUUACUCCAACGGGUCCAAUCUAAAUAUGAAGUUUGAACUGUAACUCAUUAACUGCGAGUCAAACACUUUCACCAUCCCUGCGUUUAAGCAAAUUAUGAAACCAUUAUUUGUCAUUAAUGACGUAAGGGCGUGAACGUUUUCAAUAUAAUAUCUGUUCAAAACCCAAAAAUUGGUGAAAUAAAAUAAUUAGCAGACAGUAACACCCGCAAUCGAUUUGUAUUUGCUUCAGCUCAUCGUUAUAAACAAUUGUUGAGAUUUUCUAAACGGCAGUCUUCAGCAAACUUUCUACAAUUUUUCUCUCUUGUGUAAUGAUAAACUAACAGGUUAUGAAAACUCAUGCCCUUUUUUGUUAUGAUCUACUUUACGAAUGGAUAAAUCUAAAAUAGAAGUAAAGUCACUUUUAAUCUCAAUGUUCAUGAUUUACCAUGACAAAAAAGGAUUGUGAUGCCCUGGAUUCAAGUUUCUAAUAAGACAACCUAAUGCCCAUUCUUUCGCUUUGUAAUAAGAACCUCUCAGAAGCUCAUAAGAAUCAAGGAGCUCCUUGUGAAAUAAUAAUUCCAUCUUCGGUAUUCGUGAGUUCACAUCUCUCCUACCUCUUAUCCGUGAAAUAAUUGUCUGGUUACCAAUUACUCCAAGAAUUGAAGAUGUACUUGAUUGGAGAUUUUCAAUGUUAUUAAGCAAAUACCGCAGGCGCUUUUAGGUAUAAAAAGUAACAGUGACAUGAUUCUCAAUUGAACUCUUAAAGUCGGGAAAGAAAUGCUAACACUUCUUAUAAGUUCAUUAGGUGCUCAAAACAUGCAAAGCAUGAUACUUUCAGAAGAAUUGUAAAGACUGAUGUUCAUAAUAAUAUUAAACAGAAUUUAACGCAUCGUAUUAAAUUGAAGGGUAGUUUGCAUUAAGAAUAGAAAGAACAUGACAUCGUUACCUUUUACAUGAUACCAAGAAAGAACUAACCAUUCAUAACACUACAACCAGUCUUCAACAAAUACAUAUAUAUUAACGCGGGGGAUGUAAAUCCGAUUACAACAUUGAUAUGUCUAAUUUUAAGGAACAAAUACUGAGCAAGAUUCAUGUGCAAUAUUUUGUUUUUGAAGAUCAGAAAUGUUUGGCGAAUAAGUCUUAUCCAGGAGAUAAAUGAAAGUUAUGAAUGAUCGUCAUUGAAAAGUAUGGAAUAUUUUUGUAGCGUUGCGGAGGAGGGCGUUAUAUUCCUCACGUCACUGUUAAUAGGUACUGAAGAUACUAAAUUCGUAUAAACCCUAUUUUCUUUCAGUCGUAGUACACUGUUCAUUAAAAUAACAGAUAAAGACAUUUUUAUUUCGCCAUAGAUUGUUUGAAGGAGUACGAUUUUUUAAAUUAGCUCGUGAUUCGUCCGUUUAUGAUAUCAUAUUGCUUGUAAAUAAGAAGGAAAUCAUUCUAGCAUUCAUAUGACUGAGCAUAGGAACACAGCCGAAAUAUGUACAUUUGAUUCUAAUUUGGUGGAACAGUCAUUCACUUGCAGUGUUUAACGACUUUUUUUUUCCUCUCUGAAAAAUUACAUUGUUUUAAAUUGUGUUAUACUGUGUCGAAAACCUCCUAUAAAUAGAAAAGAAAUAUGAAAAAUAAA
Strongylocentrotus purpuratus (purple sea urchin) is the source of this 2880-nucleotide messenger RNA. Its product is annotated as SALMFamide neuropeptide. Lineage: Eukaryota; Metazoa; Echinodermata; Echinoidea; Camarodonta; Strongylocentrotidae. The record is from RefSeq and is a predicted model, not a curated record. The coding region runs from base 213 to 1121 and encodes 302 amino acids. The transcript has 3 exons.